Molecule: messenger RNA, 1849 nt
Organism: Helicoverpa zea (corn earworm)
Lineage: Eukaryota; Metazoa; Arthropoda; Insecta; Lepidoptera; Noctuidae
Gene: sip3
Product: E3 ubiquitin-protein ligase synoviolin
Exons: 11
Coding region: 189-1838 (549 amino acids)
Cellular component (GO): cytoplasm
Source: RefSeq, a predicted model, not a curated record
GGCAAUAGGAAUGACACAAAUGAACAUUGAACACGUCAAACAAAAAUAGUUUUGUGUUUUACGAAGAUACGAAAUGAUGUUUUGAAAAUGUAUUUAUUGACAGCCUUACGAUUUUGGAGUGCGUAGAAAUUUCACUGGUUAAUUCGUAUGAAAAUUUUAGUGCAUCGGCGAAUCGCAAAAGUACCAAAAUGAAGGCUUUACUAGCAACUGUGAUCAGUCUUGGACUUACGACUGUGGUUAUCGGCAAUGCCUACUACCAGAAGAAACAGUUUUAUCCUUCGAUAGUUUAUCUAACAAAUUCCAAUCCCAGCAUGGCUGUAAUGUAUUUGCAAGCUUUUAUACUGGUUUUACUAGUGGGUAAACUAUUGAGGAAGAUAUUCUUUGGGCAGCUUCGUCCAGCAGAAUUUGAGCAUUUGAUUGAGAGAUCCUGGUAUGCUAUAACUGAAACAUGUUUAGCAUUCACUGUGUUCAGAGAUGAUUUCAAUCCAAAAUUUAUUGCGCUGUUCACCCUUCUGCUGUUUCUCAAAGCAUUCCAUUGGCUUGCUGAAGACAGAGUUGACUAUAUGGAGAGGAGUCCUGUAAUAGGAUUGUUGUUCCAUGUGAGGAUAUUGACAUUGCUGAUGCUGUUGGCUCACGCAGACUUCUACUUCAUCCACCAUGCGUACCAGUUCACAGCCUCGAAGGGUCCCUCGGUACAACUGGUGUUCGGCUUUGAGUAUAGCAUUUUAAUAAUAAUGAUAGUCAAUAUAUUGAUCAAGUAUGUGCUCCAUGCAAUUGACUCACGCUGGGAAGCCCCUUGGGAGAGCAAAGCUGCGGUCCUACUGUACACAGAACUGGCCAUCAACUUCCUCAAAGUAUUGCUCUACAUCGGCUUUGUGGCAGUCAUGGUCAGGAUCUACACCCUACCACUCUUUGCAUUCCGACCCAUGUAUGAGACUAUGAGGAGCUUCAAGAAGGCGUACAAUGACGUGGUACUAUCUAGACGGGCUAUUCGGAAUAUGAACACUCUGUAUCCGGACGCGACACCCGCAGAACUUGCCGCCGCUGACAACGAGUGCAUCAUUUGUCGUGAAGAAAUGCAUACAGGAGCCAAGAAGUUACCGUGCAACCACAUAUUCCACGCCGCUUGCCUUCGGCUGUGGUUCCAGCGGCAGCAGACGUGUCCUACGUGCCGACUGAACGUGCUGCGAGCGCCGGCCCCCGAGGCGGGCGGAGCGGCGGGCCCCGCGCCGGCGCCCGCGCACCCCGGCCUGGCGCCGCACGUGCCGCACGUGGCGCCCACGCCGCCGCCGCCCGGCCCUGUGCCACCGCCCUUCCCUAAUAUGCCACCCCCACCACCAAUGAUGGCGUGGGGUAUGCCACCGCCGCCGCCGCCCCGACCCGCGUCCCUCGCCAACCUGACCACUGCUGAGCUGCAACGUAUGGAGGGCAAUGAGCGCAGAAACAUUGAGGCCCGACUACAGUUACUCCGAGAGAUUCAAGCUAUGCUGGACGCAUCUGUACUGCUGAUGCAGCAAUACUCGACAGUUGUAGCCAACUUGCCGCAGAACAACGCCACCGUGUCUACUCAAACGGAAACGAGAUUAGAAGAGUUGAACAAGGAAUCCCAGGAGCCGACGUCUCAAGUGAAAACUGAACCCGACGUAGUACCAACCACCUCAAGCUACAAGCAACCGACGCCCAUCCCCUCCACCAGCAAAACUAUCCUCACGGACGACCUGAGUCCCAUGCAGCCCGACACUACUACCCCUGUAGACACUAAUAGAGACAAGACUGAUGUGGAUGCAGCCGACGAGCUGAGAAGACGUCGAUUGCAGAAGUUCGCGAUGGAUAAAUGAGCUUGUUUAUA